Molecule: messenger RNA, 2502 nt
Organism: Toxotes jaculatrix (banded archerfish)
Lineage: Eukaryota; Metazoa; Chordata; Actinopteri; Toxotidae
Gene: mapkap1
Product: MAPK associated protein 1
Exons: 13
Coding region: 341-1969 (542 amino acids)
Biological process (GO): TORC2 signaling
Cellular component (GO): cytoplasm; plasma membrane; TORC2 complex
Molecular function (GO): phosphatidylinositol-4,5-bisphosphate binding
Source: RefSeq, a predicted model, not a curated record
GGAAGUGAGACUGAGCUACUGCUGCGAGGCUGAGCACAGAUGAUAUUGCUAUAUAACGUUGGACUAAUGAAAAGAGUUCUCUUCAUCACUGGGAAUAUGCAUGGAUAAAAUGGGAUAUUGUGGACAUUUCUUCGGACGGGAUCUCUAAAGGUAUGAGCGCUUUUCCUACCUUGGAGCAAAGAGAAUAAUCAGGAAAAGGAGGUGGAAAAAAUGGCUGCUCUCCACUUGUCAUCCGUCACUGUCACAAGGAAGUGAAAGGGAUCCUCUGGCAUACAGGCAAGACAGUGAGACCAAGAGAAAACAUCCAGAGCUAUAAGUUGCACUUUUUAAAGCAGUUGGAAUGGCUUUCUUGGACAAUCCAGCCAUUAUUCUGGCCCAUAUCAGACAGUCUCAUGUGACCAGUGAUGACACAGGAAUGUGUGAGAUGGUACUAAUAGAUCAGGAUGUGGAUUUGGAGAAGUGCCAGCUGGCUCUGGUGCCUGGCAGCAGCUGUGGGUCAACAGGAUCGGGCCCCCUGAGUGAGGAGGGCAACAGUGUGACAGACAGUCAUGCCUGUGACCUCUCCCAGUCCAUGGACAUCACCUCCAGCUGGGACUUUGGUAUCCGUCGACGUUCCAACACAGGACUCCAACAAGACAGCCGUGAGAAACCUGGGGCAGCUGCCCAGAGACUUGAAAGGCUAAGGAAAGAACGACAGAACCAAAUCAAAUGUAAAAACAUUCAGUGGAAAGACAGGACAUCCUCCCAGUCAGUGGAGGAUCUCGGGUCUCUGUUUGAAAAACGGGACUUUAAAGAAAGGCUGCGGACAGUAGGUACAAAAUCCACCCUUUCAUUGCGACUGGAACAGUGUCCCCAGCAGCUCAACAACCCCUUCAAUGAAUACUCAAAGUUUGAUGGCAAGGGCCACAUUGGCACGACAGCUACAAAAAAGAUCGACGUCUACCUCUCAAUGCAGAUGACUCAGGAGAAAGUACAUCCAAUGACAGUGGUGACCAUCGCAAAUGCCCGCGUGCAUGACCUCAUCGGUCUCAUUUGUUGGCAGUACACGAGUGAGGGACGCGAACCCAAACUUAACGAGAAUGUGAACGCCUACUGCCUCCACAUUGCAGAGGAUGAUGGUGAGGUGGACACUGACUUCCCUCCACUCGACUCCAAUGAGCCAAUCCACAAGUUUGGUUUCAGCACUCUGGCCUUGGUGGAGAAAUACUCCUCACCUGGCCUCGCUUCCAGACAGUCACUGUUUGUCAGAAUAAAUGCUGCUCAUGGUUUCUCUCUGAUCCCUGUGGACAGUCUGAAGGUAACCAUGAAGGAAAUUCUCCAGAAAGCACUCAAGAAGAGAAAAGGCUCACAGAAAGGCUCAGGACCCAUGUAUCGUCUGGAGAAGCAGACUGAGCCCAACGUCGCAGUGGACCUGGACUCAACGCUAGAGAGCCAGAGCACUCUGGAGUUUUGCCUGGUCAGAGAAAACAGCUCGAGGGGCGAGGAGAGCUCAGAGGAAGACCCUCCUAUUGACAUCACCACAGUCCAGGACAUGUUGAGCAGUCACCACUAUAAGUCCUUCAAGAUCAGUAUGAUCCACAAGCUGCGCUUCACCACAGAUGUCCAGCUAGGCAUUUCAGGAGAGAAGGUGGAGAUCGAUCCUGUCACCAAUCAGAAGGCCAGUACCAAAUUUUGGAUUCGGCAGAAACCCAUCUCUAUUGACUCGGACCACCUCUGUGCCUGUGACCUUGUAGAGGAAAGAAGCCCAAGUCAUGCAAUAUUUAAGCUCACCUAUCUCAGCAACCAUGACUACAAGCCUCUCUACUUUGAGUCUGAUGCUGCUACUGUAAAUGAAAUAGUACUAAAGGUUAAUUAUAUCUUAGAGUCCCGGGCCAGCACCUCUCGGGCUGAUUACUUUGCCCAGAAGCAGCGGAAACUGAGCCGCCGGACCAGCUUCAGUUUCCAGAAGGACAAGAAGGCCGGCCAGUAGACAGAUUGAAGCUGCUCAGCCACCUGUCUGUCUUUUUUUAUGCACAGACACACACAUAAACAAAGCCUGGGAUUUUCAUACGCAGACAGCAUCGGGCUAAACAGAAAUGGGGACUGACAGGACAGUCAAAUCAGAAAAGAUGAGAGCAGGAGAAAAGAAAACAGAGCAGGCAGACAUGUCUCUGCUUCAGCCUCUGAAAGCCAGCAAGUGUACACAAGCAAAAAAGAAAAAAAAAUGCAUUAUUCUUUUUUUUUUUUUUUUUACAAAAGAAAAAACUGAGUUUUGGUUGUCAUGUUGCCAUCAGUUUGUUUAUUCACUGCCUCUGAACUUAAGCUCCGUCCUCCAGGAUGGAUUUAUACAGCUGCAACAAGUUGGUUUGUUGGUUUAGCUACAUGCUACAUCUUUGCUUCUGUCUUUAACAUAUUUAACACAAAAUAAAGAAGAAAAUCUUCACAUUUUUAAUGUACUGUGCCUAGACAUUUUCCAUUCAUGAAGUGAAAUAAGAAUCCUUAAAUAGCCCAGUAGUCUGGAUU